Molecule: messenger RNA, 2841 nt
Organism: Candoia aspera
Lineage: Eukaryota; Metazoa; Chordata; Lepidosauria; Squamata; Candoiidae
Product: protocadherin-8-like
Exons: 4
Coding region: 1-2841 (946 amino acids)
Biological process (GO): homophilic cell-cell adhesion
Cellular component (GO): plasma membrane
Molecular function (GO): calcium ion binding
Source: RefSeq, a predicted model, not a curated record
AUGGUGACUGGCUCAUUUACAUACGGAGGACCCGGGCUCAUUUGCAUGCCGGAGACCAUAUGUUCCCCAGGGAGGAGGGAAAGUCUCUUAGACAGGGUCAGCAGCAGACACCAGGCAGAGCUAUUCAGCGUCGGUGGAGAAAAAAAGGAGGAGGAGAAUUCCAACAUCUUGAAAGGAGCCAUGGCCACCCUCCUGAUCCUGCCCAUCGCCUUGCUCCAGGCUUCCUUUCUACCCGGGUCGCAGACCCGGAGCGUUCGAUUCAGCGUCGACGAGGAGGCCCUUCCGGGCACAGUCCUCGGCGUCUUGGCCGAGGAACUGCGACGGCCUGCUUCUGCCGUCGAGGACGCUCCCGGCAGCUUCCGGCUGGUGAAGGCGCCGGGCAACGGCUCGCUGGUGCGGGUGCGCGAGCGGGACGGGCAGCUGAGCCUGGGCGCCGAGCGGCUGGACCGCGAGCAGCUGUGCGGCCAGGCGGAGGCGCCCUGCCUGCUGGCCUUCGACGUGCUCAGCCUGGGCGGCCCGGCCGCGUCGCCCUUCCGCCUGGUGCACGUGGAGCUGGAGGUGCGGGACAUCAACGACCACGCGCCGCGCUUCCCGCAGCCCGUCCUGGCCCUGGAGGUCUCGGAGAGCGCGGCGCCCGGCACCCGCCUGCCGCUGGCCCUGGCGCACGACCCGGACGUGGGCUCCAACGGCCUGCAGAGCUUCGCCCUCUCGCCCGGCGGCCCCUUCGGCCUGGAGGCGCAGAGCCGCGCCGACGGACUCAAGUGCGCCGAGCUGGUGCUGCUCCGCGAGCUGGACCGCGAAGCGCACGCCGCCUACCGCCUGGAGCUGGUGGCCAAGGACGGCGGGAGCCCGGCGCGCUCGGGCACGGCCACGCUCAGCGUGCGCGUGCUGGACGCCAACGACAACGCGCCCGCCUUCCCGCGGGGCGCGCUCCUGAUCCUCGAGCUGUCCGAAGACGCGCCGCCGGGCGCGCUGCUGCUCGACCUGGACGCCUCCGACGCGGACGAGGGCGCCAACGGGCAGCUGCUCUACGCCUGGGGCAGCCAGGUGCCCCCCGAGGCGCGCCAGCUCUUCAGCCUCGACCCGCUCUCGGGCCGCCUCGGCCUGCGGGCCGCCGUCGACUACGAGCGCCAGCGCACCUACGAGCUGGACGUGCAGGUCAGCGACCGGGGCACCAGCCCACUGGCGGCCAGCUGCAAGGUGGUGGUGCGCCUGCUGGACGUCAACGACAACGCGCCCUCGGUGGCCAUCAGUGCCCUCAGCCCCGGGGGCGCGGACGCCCAGGGCGGCCCGGGCCCCGACGACGCCGAGGCCGAGGCCGCGGCAGUGGCCUACGUGAGCGAGGCGGCGCCGGCCCAGAGCCUGGUGGCGCUGGUCAGCACCUCGGACAGCGACGCGGGCGCCAACGGGCAGGUCCGCUGCGCCCUCCUGGCCGCGCCCCACCAGCCCUUCGCCCUGCAGCGCGCCUACGACGCCGCCAGCUACCUGGUCCUCACCACCGGCGCGCUGGACCGGGAGCGCGUGGCCGAGUACAACCUCACGCUGGUGGCCGAGGACCUGGGCUCUCCCCCGGCCAAGACCGUGCGCUCCCUUACGGUGCGCGUGGCCGACGAGAACGACAACGCCCCGCGGUUUGCCAAGGCGCGCUACGAGGUGGCCCUGCUGGAGAACAACCCCUCGGGCGCCUACUUGACCACUGUCCUUGCUUCUGAUCCCGACCUGGGCCCCAAUGGCAAGGUCACCUACCGCCUGCUGGGAGCGCCCGCCUCGCGCAGCCUGGUCACGGUGGAUCCCCGCCUCGGCGUCCUGCGAGCGCAGCGCUCCCUGGACCACGAGGAGGAGAUGCCGUGGCCCGAAGUGGCGGUGGAGGCCUGCGACGGCGGCAGUCCGCCGCUCUGCGGACGCACCCUGGUGGUCGUCACGGUGGAGGAUCAGAACGACAACCCGCCCGAAAUGGUUUCCCCGCCCUUGGUGAACGGCUCGGCGGACCUCCCGCUGCCCCUCGGCGCCCCGCCCGGCUUCCUGAUUGCUCGACUGGCAGCCCGCGAUGCCGACGACGGACCCAACGCUGAAUUGACUUUCUCCCUCCGGGAGGGGAAGCCCAAGCUCUUCGCGGUCCACCCGCUGACCGGAGAGCUCUUUCUGCGGGAUAGGCUUCCGCGGGAGGCCGCGCCGGACUCCGCUUUCCGCUUGGUCGUUACUGUCGAGGACGGCGGCCGGCCUUCCCUGACUUCUUCAGCGACGCUGCGGCUGAUUUGCACGGAGACGCUGCCCUCUAGCGUUCCGAUUGUGGCACUGCCGCUUGGCGUUGCCGGGGGACAGCCGUGGGACGCGUCCUUCCUGCUGAUCGCCUUCCUGGGGGGCGGUUGUGGGGUUCUUCUUGUAGCCAUUCUCCUCGUGGGAGCCUCUAUUUGUAUGGGCAGGAAGAGGUUCCGAGUUGGGGAGCCACUUAAGUCCGUGGGACCCAAGCGUGGGAGAAGCAUUCCUGUCCCUCGAUGGGGGAACGCGAUCAGCAAGGAUUCUGCUUGGAGUGGGGCCCUCCCCCGGGCUGAAGAGGGGAGUGGUGACUCCUUGGGCGUGACGAAAACGCCCUGCUGUGAUUCCCAGGUUCAGAUUCUUACUUCUGCUGAGCCCACCCCUGAAUGGGAGGCAAGCCAAUCCACUUCAAACUCUAGCUAUUCGGGUCUGGAUCAAGGGAGCGUGCAAGAUAGUGGGAAAGGAGACAGUGAAUGCAAUGACAGUGACUUCAAUACCAGCAGGGAGGGAGUGAAGGAGGCCUCCACAGAAAAAACUGUGAAACACAGUGCUUCCCCAGAGGAGACAGAGAAAGGGAAGGAAUAA